GUCGUCACCGUAGUCUUUUCAUUCUUGUGGUUGGUGGGUUCAUCAGCUUGGGCGAAAGGACUGUCUGAUGUCAAGGUCGCGACGGAUCCCAAGGAAGUCUUGUUACUGAUGUCAGCUUGCAAACAGCCGUCCAACAAAUGCAUGGCGGUCCACAGCCCUGUAAUGUCCAGCUUAAACACUUCCGUGGUCUUUGGGUUCUUGAACUUUAUCCUCUGGGCUGGAAACAUCUGGUUUGUUUUCAAGGAGACCGGCUGGCAUUCCUCAGGACAGAGGUAUCUUUCAGACCCGAUGGAGAAGCACUCAAGCAGCUAUAACCACGGCGGCUACAACCAAGACAGCUAUGGGUCAAGUGGUGGGUAUGGGCAGCAGGCGAGCUUGGGGCCGUCCUCCGAUGAGUUUGGCCAACAGUCCAGUGGCCCAGCUUCUUUUACCAAUCAGAUUUAACAGGUAGUAUUUGCAUUCUUCUGGAGAAAGCUUCACCACCUUCCAUUCUAGUAGCAGAAGAAUUUUAUAAGAGUUCCAAUCAAUUAUUAAUGCAGAGGGUGUUGAAUGUAAAUCAGAGAUCUGGAGUCUCAUUAAGGCAGAAAAGCCUGGGUCGUGAUAAAUGGUACUUAGAGAGGAGACGACAUGAGGAGAUACAUUAUUCAUCAUAGAAGCUUAAUUGGAGAGUACCUUGUUAUAUACACAGAUACUUUUAUGAUUGUUAUGUAGGUGUGUUGAGAUAGUAAAAGCAUUUUGUAGCUUAAAGUCUCUAGUAUGUAUUAUGCAUAAAGUAAAUUAUAUAGCACUGAGUUUCCCGAUGCGUUUUGAUGCGAAAGAUGUUUUAAUGAUUUCUAUAAGAUAAUUUGGUGUAUCACACGUGCAUGUGUUAUUGUGUUUGGUUGUAGACCCUGUAGGACUGUGAGUCUCUAAGUAUUUGUUUCAGACAAUUACGCUGGUUUUUUUUUUUUUUACUUGAGAAUCAAUCAGUGUUCAUAUGAUUUAGUGCAUGAAUAAGCAUUUUCUCACUAAAUGAAUAUUUGAACUGUAUUUAUGAAAAUUUUCCAGUUUGCACCAUGAAUUUGUUAAAUGGACAUUUAAAGAAAUAUAUUCAUUACUUUGUAUACUUGCAAAUUUGUCCCUUUGGCUUUACCCAAUUCUGAAUGCACUGUAACUAAGGUUUGGGAUUUUUUUUUUCUCCUAUUAGUCGAUAUUUCAGUGUUAUAUAUGGUAACUGCCCAAUAUUUAUUCUAUUUACUUAGUUAAAUAUUUACAUUCUUGUAACUUUCUAUGGUGUUUUGUGGCUCUUAUUCUACCGACUAUGAACAAUAGGCCCAAUAACUGUUCGUGUUUAUGGAAUGUUGUUUUCUUAGAAUAAUAGAGAUGCAGAUAUCGGACACCAUAGUCAGAAGUAUUGUGCCGACAUAUUAAUUUAUAAAGGAUGUUCUGUAGAAUCUACACUACCAGCUAAACUUUUAAAUCCUAUUUAUUUGUAAAGUUAAUAUGUUCCUAGAUCCAAUUAUUAAAAAUUCUCCAGUCACGGCUUAACCUACUAAUUACUAAUUCUGAUUUGAGUGUUACCCAUAAAUUAGAAAUGACUUCCGUGAGCAACUCUGAUCCCAAAAAGGGUUUUCAUGAAAUAUUCCUCAGAAUUUUUUCAUUAUCAAGAAAAUACCAAUCUUCGCCUCUUUGUUUUAAUUCAAUUGCAACAUCAAGGCCCAACAGUGAGGGCAAACCGUGCAUCUGUAUUUCCAGAUAAAAGUUGUUAUCAAUGUACAAACUCUGUGAUCUGUGAUGCUGGAAGCAUUUUAGCACAAAACAGCCGUGUUUCUUAGAUGAUAUCUGUAACCAGUUUCUGGAUCCCGUUGGAUAAAUCUGUAUUGUGAUAUCUAUUUGACCUUAAUAAAGUUAUUGCUUACAGCCCUGGCUGGAUAGUGCA
This is a messenger RNA of Leptonychotes weddellii (Weddell seal), 1918 nucleotides long. Lineage: Eukaryota; Metazoa; Chordata; Mammalia; Carnivora; Phocidae. The record is from RefSeq and is a predicted model, not a curated record.